CGAUAAGGCGAUUUAUGGUAAACGCCCUUAUCCUUUCUAUCCGAUUGCGAUUUCCAUUCGCUCUCUCUGUUUUCUUCAUCGACACAUCUAACCAGUCACUUCACUGCAAACAAUUUUGCUGGCGCAAAGGGAGAUGAUAUAGACGAUUUGCAGCAUUUUGAGCUUUGGAAUUUGAAUUUCUGCGCUUGAACAAGAUCAUGUCGUGCAUUCACAACACCCCAUUACCUUGUUUCUCUGCUUCCUCUUCUUCUUUCCCCAGAAGAAAUCGAUGCGCUUCUUUUAAGUCUCGAAUCCACUGUACUCUUGGAGGAACUGUAGCAGAACCAAAAUCUACCACUUCUGCAGAACCGUUGUUGCUUAAUGCUGUUCGUGGUGAGGAUGUCGAAAGACCUCCAGUUUGGUUGAUGAGGCAAGCAGGGAGGUACAUGAAGAGUUACCAAGUCAUUUGUGAAAAAUACCCUUCAUUUCGUCAAAGGUCCGAAAAUACGGAUCUUGUUGUGGAAAUUUCGCUUCAGCCUUGGAAAGUCUUUAAACCUGAUGGGGUGAUCUUAUUCUCAGACAUUCUCACUCCGCUAUCCGGGAUGAAUAUUCCCUUCGACAUCGUCAAAGGUAAGGGUCCGAUCAUUGCUAACCCUAUAAGCGAAGCUUCUCAAGUGAAUGAAGUGAGGGAGUUUGUCCCUGAAGAGAAUGUUCCAUAUGUUGGGGAAGCUUUAACGAUUCUGCGAAAAGAGGUUGACAACAAAGCAGCAGUUCUUGGUUUCGUUGGGGCUCCUUUCACCCUUGCAUCAUACGUGGUCGAAGGUGGUUCGUCGAAGCACUUUUCAAAAAUAAAAAGGCUCGCUUUCUCUCAGCCAAAGGUUCUUCAUGCAUUGCUCCAGAAGUUUACAAGCUCAAUGGCUAGGUACGUUCAAUACCAAGCAGACAACGGAGCGCAAGCCGUUCAAAUCUUCGAUUCGUGGGCGACAGAGCUCAGCCCCGUGGACUUCGAAGAAUUCAGUCUCCCAUACUUGAAGCAGAUUGUGGACUCUGUGAAGAAAACACAUCCAGACCUUCCACUGAUUCUGUAUGCCAGUGGGUCUGGAGGCUUACUUGAAAGGCUGGCUUCAACUGGUGUCGACGUAGUUAGCUUAGAUUGGACGGUCGACAUGGCUGAAGGUAGGAGGCGAUUAGGAGCAGACAUAGCAGUACAGGGUAAUGUCGACCCUGGCGUUCUCUUCGGGUCCAAGGAGUUCAUCACCCAAAGGAUAAAUGAUACUGUGAAGAAGGCAGGUAAAGGGAAGCACAUAUUGAAUCUAGGCCAUGGCAUUGUUGUGGGUACACCUGAGGAAAGUGUAGCUCAUUUCUUUGAGGUUGCUAAAGGAAUUAGGUAUUAGUAGAGAUUGCUGAGAUUGAUUGAUUUGUUCUGUUUAGUUGAAUUUUUGUAGUGUUGUAAACUUAAUCUUCUCUGUGUGGGUCUCAAACAACAUUAGGGACUCGUUCUCGAUGAUGUUAAUUUAGUUGUUCAUCCAACUUAAUCAUA
Molecule: messenger RNA, 1519 nt
Organism: Cucurbita moschata (crookneck pumpkin)
Lineage: Eukaryota; Viridiplantae; Streptophyta; Magnoliopsida; Cucurbitales; Cucurbitaceae
Product: uroporphyrinogen decarboxylase-like
Exons: 6
Coding region: 198-1373 (391 amino acids)
Biological process (GO): porphyrin-containing compound biosynthetic process
Molecular function (GO): uroporphyrinogen decarboxylase activity
Source: RefSeq, a predicted model, not a curated record